GAUAGUGUUUUGCUUUCAUAACCUAUGUUUACUUAAAGAGGUGCAUUUGUGUGCAGGUUUAAAUGCCGGUGAAUCCUGGAGGAAGAGAGAUGGCCAUGAUGGGAGUUUUGGCUGCAGUGCUAUUGAUGUUUGCGAUCUGUACAGGAUUUGCAAAGACGUCUGCAGAAUCUGGGUUGAAAAGUCAAGUCCCACUGGAUCUGGCUCUGAAUGCAGUGGAUGACAUGUACACUGGUUGCAAGGACAAGAUGGACUACAGGGUGAGGAAGCUGUAUCUGCCGAAUGAGAAAAACGGAGACAAAAAUUUCACACUGGCCUGGGGCGAAGCCGAGAAAUAUUACAACAAAAAAUGGAAGCGUAAGAAGGGAAUGAAACCUUCCUCGGGACUGGGUAAAGAACAGAUCAUGGCUAUUUAUGUUUACACUCUCGACAAACCAAAGGUUUACCUUGAUUUCAAUGAUGCAGUUCGAAGCAACAGGUCUGUGUACUUGACCAAGUUCAGGUAUCACGCACUUCACUUUUUCCUGACCGAUGCUCUUCAAACGCUCAGCUCCCGAAAACCUGAAGCCGAGAGAUGCGUGACUGGCUACCGCAGAGCAAACCGCUGCUUUGGACAAGACGUCCUCAACAAGGUGAUUCGCUUUGGCUCUUUUACCUCCAGCUCGAUGGGUUGGUAUCCAAGCGCUGAUCGAUUCGGUGACAAGUCUUGCUUUGAGAUCGUGACAUGCUUCGGAGUGACAUGCUUCUCAAAGCUCGGAGAGUCCGAGAGGGAAGCGCUGAUUCCUCCCCAGGAGGUUUUUAAAGUAACAAGAAUAGAGAGGAGAUCUGAUCACAAGAAUCUGCCAUGUGACGUCGUGUAUAAACUGAAGAGCACAGGCAAGACUCUCUCCAAUUUAAACUGCGCUCUUUUCGCAAACAUGCGGCGCCAUUGGUUAAAGAAGGAUGAGAAUAACUCUUUUGUCAUUUUGUGA
This is a messenger RNA of Solea solea (common sole), 968 nucleotides long. Its product is annotated as ecto-ADP-ribosyltransferase 5-like. The record is from RefSeq and is a predicted model, not a curated record. Gene Ontology annotation, molecular function: NAD+ poly-ADP-ribosyltransferase activity; NAD+-protein-arginine ADP-ribosyltransferase activity. NCBI's taxonomy places the organism in Eukaryota, Metazoa, Chordata, Actinopteri, Pleuronectiformes, Soleidae.